UGACAGCAUGCUCCAAUAACAUGUGAAAAGAAGAUGGUCGGUUGCGAUUGCUUGUUUGGUAGGAAAGAUGCGGCUGCGGCUUCCGUCCCUCGUAGAUCUCAGGUGAUGCAACCAUUCGUCUGCCACGACUUUGCCCGAUUCUUCGACAUUCAGGCAUCCUCUUGUUUGUAACUUUUUACUUUCUAUUGCAACUUCCACUUCACGCAUCAAUCCUACAAUCAUGAACACUGUCAGAUCUGUCGGCUACGGCUGGGGUGUCCUCAUCGUCGCAGGUGGCGGCGCAUACUACUUCGCCAAGAAGAGCAUCAACGCAGAUCGUGCCGAGCGCGCAGAAGCAGACAACAAGAGACGCAUGCAAAUGCGCGAACUCCAAAACAGAUACCCCGUCCCUGCCCAGAAGGAAGACAGCCACGCAAACCCGAGUAAAGAGGCCACCGAAGACAUGUCUCCCGCCUCUGGUCACGCCGCAGAGAGCGGAGGUCAGAGUCCAUUCGAGAGCUCCGCGCCAUACAGGAGCAAGAAGGGCGAUCGCUUCAGCUGAACAUGUCAUCAAAGAAAGAGUUGUACUAUAAAGCAUCGUCAUGGAGUUCAUUUGGCACUUUCUUCUAUUGCUGCGCAUAAAGCGCAAACCGCUGUCCUACUAAGGGAUGCGUUUCCUGUUUCCUGGAUAUCAUGAAUAACAACAACACCGACCAUUCUCCUCUCUCAAUACGAAUGUCCUUGCGAAAGGUUCAUCUGUUGCAAACGCCCUGUUCCAUGCAAAGCCAUACCAGGCUGUUCCCAGA
Aureobasidium pullulans EXF-150 is the source of this 785-nucleotide messenger RNA. RefSeq lists its product as uncharacterized. Lineage: Eukaryota; Fungi; Ascomycota; Dothideomycetes; Dothideales; Saccotheciaceae. The record is from RefSeq and is a predicted model, not a curated record. The coding region runs from base 221 to 541 and encodes 106 amino acids. The transcript is spliced from 3 exons.